This is a messenger RNA of Symbiodinium sp. CCMP2592, 1620 nucleotides long. NCBI's taxonomy places the organism in Eukaryota, Dinophyceae, Suessiales, Symbiodiniaceae. The record is from the annotation of a GenBank genome assembly.
AUGGAAGAGAAGGAGGAGCCCAAUGAGGAGCAGCCGAAAGAGUCCAGCGGCUAUUUCGCCUGGCUUGGGGCAACCGGUAGCCCAGCGCCUGAAAAGCCUGAAAAGAGCGGCGAGCAAGUGAAGGCAGAGCGCUAUGCCACUCAGAUGUUGGCGCUGGAUCGGGUGAUUUCCAACUGGCAAGCCAGGAGCAUAGACAAGAAGGAUGCUCUGGUACAUUGCGACCACAUCCUUGAAAAUAUCAAGGCCAUCGGCUCUCUAGACGGUGACAUUGCACGGACGUUCCUCAACGAGCGGGGCAUCAGUGACAGCAGGUGUUCCGACCUGUGCCAGUCAGGGUUCCGGGCUGAGGCGGGUGUGGUGUACAUGGAGGCAGAACAGGACGGCUUAUCGAGAGCUGAAGCAGACCUGUGGGCACAAGGUCAUGCUGCCGAAGUCACGGACACCGCUGUGCCGAUUUGCGUCUCCAUACCGCAGAUCCGCGGGUCUAGGUGGUCAAGUACUGCCCAUGCCCAGGAGUACAUCUUCCCGGGAGCGCCGGUGUUGGUCGAUCCGGUUCACUGCAUGGGUGACGACCUUUACCGAGACUACUUCGAAGAGGUUCGAGUUCGGAUGGAAGACAAGACCGCCGAGCAGACCAUGCAGGAUGGGAUACUUGGCACGCGCGUGGAGUUGCUCAUCGCGAAUCAGGCAUUUUUAGAACGGGAAGCACUGUGGAAAACUGAGACAAUGCUUGAGCUGAACGCCUGGGCAGAACACGGCACCCGUGCUGACGGACAGCUGCGCGGAAGUUGCUCUCCUAGGCAGCACCUGAGCGUCCAGAUUGCACAUGACUGCGCAAAGUUGUUGCAUCCGGACAUGUCCGAGCGCAUGCCUGCAGUGAACCUCUGUGAAGGCCGCAUCGUGGUCACCCAGCGCAUUUGCCAGACGUUGCUGCAGAACCCAUUGUCGCCUGAGGCGCAAGACAAGCAAGAGCGGCUGAUCGCAGACGUUGCCGAAGUCAUGCCCAGCUUCACGGCUAACCAGGUGCUUGGAUACUUCACUGGCCUGCCCCAGUACGUCGUGUCAGAUCUCCUCUCUGGAGCUUGCGGCAAGAUGCUGCAGGCACGGUCACGAGCGGAUCGGGAAGCUGACGAGUUUCGCGAGGUGCUGGAGCCGAUGUAUCGAUGGCCCCAGGCCUCGAUCGCAUCUCAGCCUUUGGAAGCUCACGGCCUCCGCUGCAAGGAGGCCGAGCCGGUGCAGGUCGGAGAGCAUGGCGAUGUGACCAGUUACGAUGAGCUGCCUGUGUUUUUCGCAGACCUCGACCACCCGAUGCCGGCAGACGGGCGCAUCACCGACAUCAAGGUGAAUGCAAUGCUGCAUGCAGAUGAGGGCCUGCGCCUGGACGUCAUCCUCCUCCGGCCACAACGAGUCGACGGCCAAUGGCGCUUUGAGCGUCGCGGCGAGCUGGUGCUUCUCGGAGAAGGCGCAGACCAACAGGAUCUGCUGGUUUGGCGUGGUGACAUCUUGGCUUUUGCUGGCAUCGGGCUGCGCAUUUUUUACCGCCCUCCUGGCGGCACAAAGCCUGGCUUGAGCAGUCAUGAAGAGCACAGGCGUGACAAAGCAAGAGUCUCGAAUAUCUGA